AUGCGGUUGCCAAGGCUUGCCCUCGCUCUGCUGCUGCCCGGAGCAUGGGCUCUCAGCCGUCGCGAUCAGUUCGGGCCGGUCAAGAACGUCACACUACAGGCGCCGAAGAAGUUCAUUGUUGAGGUAGCACCAGGCGUCGAUCUCGACGAACUAGCCGAUAGGAUUGAUACCGUGUCAACGGCCAAGGUGGUCAGGAAGUUCAAGAGCGAUAUCUUCACGGGACUGUCUCUCGAGUCCGACCGGGAGAACAUCGAUACCCUCGAAAGGUUCGCGCAAUUCGUCAAGGCUUGGCCUGCGGCUAGGAUCCAGCUUGACCCUCAUGUGCCCACUCAAUCAUUCAGCGAUGACGCAGCGGCAGCCAACUACUCAGUUCACAAGUACACCGGCGUAGAUAAGCUACACGAGGACGGCAUAUAUGGCAAGGGGGCGGUUGUAGCCGUGGUCGACACUGGCACGUGGUACAAACACCCUGCUCUUGGAGGUGGCUUCGGCCUGGGAUUCAAGGUCGCCGGUGGAUAUGACCUAGUCGGCGAUGCCGACUGGCCAAAUGGCAGCCCCAAGGCUCCCGACAAUGACCCGCAGGACAACCUCGGCCAUGGCACUCAUGUCGCCGGAAUCAUUGCGGGCAAGUCCGACUGGUACACCGGAGUCGCGCCCGAGGCGACGCUGCUGUCAUACAAGGUCUUCUCCACCGUUGACUCGACCGACGAAGACACGCUGAUUGACGCCUUCUUGAUGGCCUACGAUGCCGGCGCCGACAUCAUCACCUCUAGUAUUGGCGGACUGAGCGGUUUCCCCGAUGGCCCCUGGGCUUUGGUUGCGUCUCGAUUGGUGGACCAGGGCGUCAUCGUGACCAUCUCUGCUGGUAAUAACGGCGAAGAUGGAGUCUUCUUCGGGAGCAACGGAUCUUCGGGCAAGAACGUGCUGGCCGUCGCAUCUAUGGAUCCCGGUACAAUUGCGGCUCUGCCUUUUGAAGGAACCUUCUCCCUUAAUGGACAAGUGAACACCAGCUCCCUGGGAUAUUUCCCAGCCGGUAAUCCAUGGCGUGUGGAGGGCUUGCCCAUCAUUCCAAUAUCCAACAAUACUUCCAUCUUGGACGAAGCAUGCAACCCUCUGCCUGCUAACACACCUGAUCUUGCCAAUGCCAUCGCUCUCGUCCGCCGUGGUACCUGCAACUUCGCUGUCAAACAAGCCAACCUCGAGGCUUUCGGGGCAAAAUACGUCUUGGUCUACACCAAUGAGAACCCCAUCACCACUCCAUCUACCACGGACUUUGACUCUGAACUCGGCCUGAUUGAAGCCAAGGCAGGCGAGGCUAUUAUCGCUACCAUCGCGGCCGGCGGCAAUGUGACAGUGACAUUUUCCGAUGAAGGUGAUCGACUCGUCGGUGUGUUCAACUCGGCCGGCGGAAUCCCGAGCGAGUACACUAGCUGGGGCGGCACGUACGAUCUGGAGCUGAAGCCGGAUGUGGCGGCGCCGGGUCGCAAUAUCCUGAGCACGUACCUCGAGAAUUCCUAUGCAGUCCUCAGCGGCACGUCCAUGGCGUGCCCUUACGUCGCAGGUGUUGCUGCCCUGUACGUAGGCAAGUACGGUGGACGAUCAGUCCACGGCCCGGCGGCGGCUCGGAUGGUCGCAGAUCGCAUUCGGUCCAGCGGUGCCGCUAUCCCAUGGCAGGUCGAACAGCCCGCCGGUCUGCCAGUCGACUAUGGCUUCUGGGCUCCGGUACCGCAAGUAGGCACAGGCCUGAUCAGUGCUGUCAAGGUCCUCAACUACACGACGUCGUUGCGAUUCGAGCCUUUCGCGCUCAACGACACUGCUCACUUCAGCCGGUACCACAAGGUAGACAUCACUAACGGCGGCACGAAGCCUGUGACUUACACGUUCUCGCUGCAACCUGCUGGUGGUCUUGACACACAGUCUGUAAUUCCUUCCUAUCUGGUGUACUUCUUGGAGAUGAAGCCGAGGGCCAUCGUGCCCAAGGUCAGCUUCCCGUCGGGUACGUUUACUGUCGAGCCCGGCGAGACGAGGACAGCACAGUUCAACUUCGCACAGCCGGAGGGCCUUGACCCAAAGACGUUGCCUCUGUACAGUGGUAAGGUUCUGAUUUCAGGCAGCAACGGAGAGGAGUUCUCGGUGCCGUACAUGGGAUUGGGAUUCUCUCUCAAGGACGAGAUGCGGCGGGCCAUGUUCUCGGACUCGUCACCCCGUCAGAUGGGCGGACCGAACAGGGACGACAUCGACAUAUUCCACUCAUAUGACUUCAACUUGUCGUGGCUUAUCCAGGACUUUCCCAAGGUGCAGGUCGAGCUCAAAUGGGGUGCGCGAGAGUUGCGUUGGGACUUUUACGAGGCUGGCUGGAAAGAGUCGCACUGGCAGUACCCGCCCGUCGUCGGGGAGAACGGCUACAUCGGUUCGGCGGCGUACUGGGAGAGUUCAGGCUCGUAUUGGGCGUUUGAUCCGACAACGAUGGACAAGGAGAAGACUCUGCCUUUCCCAGUUGUCAACACCCCUCGAACGUCGGUGUGGAGUUUCGGCGAGUACAGCUUCUGGUGGUUCGGCAAGUUAGCGAAUGGCAGCUACAUUUCCCCCGGAAAUUACACGUAG
Thyridium curvatum is the source of this 2604-nucleotide messenger RNA. RefSeq lists its product as uncharacterized. Gene Ontology annotation, cellular component: cytosol; membrane; cell wall. Gene Ontology annotation, biological process: proteolysis. NCBI's taxonomy places the organism in Eukaryota, Fungi, Ascomycota, Sordariomycetes, Thyridiales, Thyridiaceae. The transcript is spliced from 2 exons. Gene Ontology annotation, molecular function: serine-type endopeptidase activity; tripeptidyl-peptidase activity. The coding region runs from base 1 to 2604 and encodes 867 amino acids. The record is from RefSeq and is a predicted model, not a curated record.